CCCCCCCCCGUAAGAGCGGAAGCAGGUGGAAGUGCAGCAGGGUGGAGCAGCAGACAGACGGACAGCAGCCAGGAGGAGUAAUGAUGGAUGGACACUCCUCCCCUUUCGGAGGUGACCCCGCGCCUAAAGAGCAGAGCAUGAUGGGAGACCUCCCAAAUGGAAACAGAGCUUCUGAGGUGAAGGAGCAAGCGAUGGAGGAGCGAGCAGGUGGAGGUGAACUUAUGAGGAGCAGCUCUGAGGAGCACCCAGAGGGGAGGGAUGAGGAAGAGGAGAGAUCCACCAUGAUUACUCAGGAGGAAGAGGAGCAGGAAGAAAUGAUGGGCAUGGAGGAAGAUGUGAUGGAGGAGAAGAAAAAGGAGGAGCAGCUAGAAGGAAGAGCUGGAGAGAUGAAGGAGAUGUCUUGCUCCUCUAUCACACCUCCUCCUGAUGCCAAGGAGAAGAUAAAGAUUGAUGGGGAGGAAGAGGAGGUGAUGGCAGAGAGUUCAGGCGGAGGUGUGAUGUCAGCUGAGAAGGAGCAGGAGGAGUCCACAGAGCUCCAGCCUCCCAGCAGCUCAGAGCCUCCUGCUGAUGAGGAGAAAACAAACACACCUCCUGCUCCUCCUUCCUCUGAAGACCAGAAGGUCCCUGUUGAUGAAACAAAUGCUCCUCUAACUGACGGAGUCCUCAAAGAGGAGGCAUGCUUUAUUUCUGCUGCAUCUCCUUCCUCCAUAACAAAAGCUCCUCCCACAGGAGUUGCCUCAGUGACAAGAACACGCUCCUCCCCCUCCUCAAAACAGGCUGCUCCAGCCAAGAAAACAAGUGCUCCUCCAGCCAAACAGGCUGCCCAAGUUAGGAAAUCAAACACUCCUCCUCCUCUAAACAAAGCUGUGAAGGAAACGACUGAAGAAUCCAUGAAGGCCUCCACGUCAGCAGGAGGCGCCAGAGCAGCCAAGAUGAUCUCAGCCAAGAGUACAGAGUCAGUUGACGGAGUCAACAGUCCAGGAAGUCGGUCUCCUGUCAGUCGAUCGUCCACUCCCAACAGAGAGGUCAAGAAGGUGGCUGUAGUCCGGACCCCCCCAAGGUCUCCCGGUUCUGCCCGUGGACGGACGCCCCCCCCUCCCUCCCACCCCAUGCCUGACCUCAGCAACGUGAGGUCAAAGGUCGGAUCCACUGAGAAUCUCAAACACGUACCUGGAGGAGGAAAGGUUCAGAUUGUUCAUAAGAAGUUGGAUCUGACGAAUGUGACAUCAAAAUGUGGCUCCAAAGAAAACAUCCACCACAAACCAGGGGGAGGGAAACUGGAGAUUAAAUCAGAGAAGGUGGAUUUUAAAUCUGUUCAAUCAAAAGUCGGUUCUCUGGAGAACGUCACUCAUGUUCCAGGUGGAGGGAAGAAGAGGAUUGAAAGUCAGAAGCUGAGCUUCAGGGAAAAAGCCAAAGCUCGAACUGACCACGGUGCUGAAAUCGUCAUCCAGCCUGACUCCUCCCCUCAUCGCCAUAGCAACACUUCCUCCCCUGGAAGCCUCAACACUGCUGAAGUUGCACCGCUCAGCAACCUGGCUGAUCAGGUGUCUGCCUCCCUCGCCAAACAGGGCCUGUGACUGGAUGACUCUGUGCCUACUAGCCCCGCCCCCUCCUCUUAACAAGGAAACUAAUCGAAGAAAGAAAAAAAAAUCAUCACUUGCCUUUUUCUUCCUGUCGUCUGAUGUCACACGAACACGAUUGGAGCGAUUUUAUUAAAGUGGCGGCUCAAACUGAACACACCCCAUCCAGAUUAUCAACCAAUCACAGCAGAGUCGGUCAGGUGACAGGUCAAUUUAUGAAGCAAAGCCUCUGUUUCUACGAGUCACAGAAGAAGAACAUUUAGAUAUAUAAUACAAUACAGAUAUACCCAGGAUACUGCUUGCCUAGUUUAGCACAAACAUGCUUACAGUUUCCCUCUGCUUCCAGUCAUUAUGCUAAGCUAGGCUAGUACUUUCUAGUCUUUCCAGACUAAGCAAGGUAAACACUUCCUGAAAGUCUGGUACAGAGGUGAAAUCUGACAUUUCAAGAGCCUCAAGUUGGUUCCAGAAUUACUUGAAAAUGUUUUUGGGUCCUUGAGGAGGUUCUCUGAGCCAGAGGAAGUUCCAGGUUGAGCUGCAGGAUUCAAACACUGAUCAGGAUCCAAACAUUUCCUCAUUAAGAAAAUGAAAAGUUAUAAUGUAAGGUUGAAGUUACAUUACAUGACAGCACGCUAAUUAAAUUUGGCAGUGAUGUCCCAUUGUUAAGACGAUGAAGAAAAGGAAUCAAAAGAACCUGAAACAAAAAGCUACUAAAGGCAAAAUAUUUCAGACUUUGUCACUACAAGAGUAAAAAUGAUUUUACUGAUUUAUUUAAAAUGACUUCCUGUGUGAUAAAAGUACUGAUGACUUAUUUACAUAGUGAUAAAUGAUUAUAUUGACUGAUCAGACCGAAGUUCUCAUGGUCAGCGAGAUGUUUGGGUGGUCUUUGAAGAGGUUACAGUGUCCUUCAAUAAAGUUAGGGGAAUCUAGGUGUCUCCUGAAAUACAAGCUAAUCCAGGCUAACUGCUAAAUAGCCUGGAUUAGCUUGUUAGCUUCCUUAUGAAAUCUCUCCAAUCAUAUAAACCUGCUGUCGCUCUGAUGUCAUCCCGCUCAGCCAGUCAUUUUCAUCUGUUGUGUGUUUCUGAAUGCUAACUUGUUGUAGGCCCCCUGAUGACCCACCCACCCAAUCAUUAACACUAUCCAGAAUGCAGUUUGAUACCAGGUGCCAAACUCCACUGUUUCUCUCUGCUUGUUGGCUGUUAAAGUGCUUUGUACCAAUAAAGUUUCUCUGGCCUGAA
Messenger RNA from Acanthopagrus latus (yellowfin seabream), 2815 nucleotides. RefSeq names its product microtubule-associated protein tau b (gene maptb). The transcript has 11 exons. Gene Ontology annotation, molecular function: microtubule binding. The coding region runs from base 81 to 1577 and encodes 498 amino acids. NCBI's taxonomy places the organism in Eukaryota, Metazoa, Chordata, Actinopteri, Spariformes, Sparidae. Gene Ontology annotation, cellular component: neuron projection. The record is from RefSeq and is a predicted model, not a curated record. Gene Ontology annotation, biological process: neuron projection development; microtubule cytoskeleton organization.